This is a messenger RNA of Trichoderma asperellum CBS 433.97, 780 nucleotides long. RefSeq names its product serine/threonine-protein kinase bud32 (gene BUD32). Gene Ontology annotation, biological process: protein phosphorylation. Gene Ontology annotation, molecular function: protein serine/threonine kinase activity; ATP binding. Gene Ontology annotation, cellular component: EKC/KEOPS complex; cytosol; nucleus. The record is from RefSeq and is a predicted model, not a curated record. Lineage: Eukaryota; Fungi; Ascomycota; Sordariomycetes; Hypocreales; Hypocreaceae.
AUGGCGGCCGCUGUAUCGGACGCCGCGCUGGCGCAUGAAUUUCCGCUGCCCAAGAUUCUCACCAACCCCGCGUCGACCCCGCCAACGCUCAUCACACAAGGCGCCGAAGGCCGGCUCUACAAGACGACUUACCUGCUGCCCGACAUUGCCUGCGCCCUAAAGUACCGCCCGCCGAAGCCGUGGCGGCAUCCCAUCCUCGACCAGCGCCUGACCAGACACCGCAUCCUGUCCGAGGCUCGCAUCCUCGCCAAGUGCCGCCGAGAUGGGCUCCGCGUGCCCUCGGUGUAUGCCCUGGACGAGUCCGCGGGGUGGUUGAUGCUGGAGUGGAUUGAGGGCACGCCCGUGCGCGUCAAUAUCAAUAACAGACUGGGGAACAGGACCGAGGGCAUCGAGGAUGACGAGGAGCUAAAGGAGUUGAUGCGGAAAAUAGGCAUGGCGGUGGGCAAGAUGCACAGCAUUGGCAUCAUCCACGGCGACUUGACGACGAGCAACAUGAUGCUGAAGCCUCCGGCGGGCGAUCAGCCUGAUAACGCGACCGGCCUCGAGGGAGAGAUUGUCAUCAUAGACCUUGGGCUUGCCAGCGGAGGUGUACACGACGAGGACAGGGCAGUUGAUCUAUACGUCCUCGAGCGUGCCUUUGGCAGCACACAUCCCCGUGCUGAGUGCAUCUUCAACGAGGUCCUGGAGGCAUAUAAAAAGUCAUUUAAGCAGGCCGGCGUAGCCCUCAAGAAGCUGGAAGAAGUAAGGAUGAGAGGUCGCAAGCGAAGUAUGCUCGGCUAG